This is a messenger RNA of Plectropomus leopardus (leopard coralgrouper), 1568 nucleotides long. RefSeq names its product fasciculation and elongation protein zeta 2a (gene fez2a). Gene Ontology annotation, cellular component: axon; cytoplasm. The record is from RefSeq and is a predicted model, not a curated record. NCBI's taxonomy places the organism in Eukaryota, Metazoa, Chordata, Actinopteri, Perciformes, Serranidae.
GGUCGCUUGCAGCCGCUAGUGGGCCGCUGCGGUGCAGCCUCACUGUCCGGUUCAGCCUCGCUGGUUGUGGGAAGUGUGCGGGCAUUCAGAGAGGAUGCUGAGGCCUGCCAGUCCCACGACUCAUCCGUCACUAACCCGGGGCUAUUAGGCUGGUCCGGGCUAUGGCUGCACCUAUCGCACAUUUCGACGACGACUGGCCGUUUUUGGGGGAUGUGAGCAUGGUUUCAGACCGGAGGCUGCUGCCGCACAAAGGCCGAGCGGCCGCCGCGGAGGAAGCGGCGCCGAAGCUCCUCCUGGAUGAGGAUGAUUUCCCGGAGCUUCUAGACAGCAGCUUCUCCCCGACGGAAACCGGCGUUUUCAGGUCCAUGGAGGACCUGGUGAACGAUUUUGACGAAAAGUUAUCCGUUUGCUUCCGAAACUUUGACGCCAGGACGGACAGCAUCGCUCCCGUGAGCGAUAUAACCGAGGAGUCUCUGCUGGAGAAAGACCAAAUCUGGAAGUCUUUGACCAAUAACUAUGGCCAUGUGAUGCCGGUGGAUUGGAAACAGUCUCGAACAUGCUCCCUCCACAUCCCCACAGUCAACCUGGAGGACAAACCUAGAAAGACUGAUGUCACAGCAGAGCUGUCAGACGACGAGGAGCUGAGGGAGCAAUUGGACAUGCACUCCAUCAUCGUCUCCAGCCUCGCUGAGGAGCCGCUUUUCACAGCAGAGCAGGUUAUCGAGGAGAUAGAGGAGAUGAUGCAGGACUCUCCCGACAUGGAGGCAGGGCACAAUCCCUCUCAGUCGGACCUCUCGAUGCUCUCCCUGGACGUUCAGCGGUCCACACGGAGUCCCACCUUUGAGUUGAGAGUGAGGAGUCUGAGUGUUGCGGAGCUGAAUGAACGUCUGGAGGAGACAGAGACAAACAUCAGGAGGUUCUCAGAGGAGCUGGUGCAGCAGCUGGCUCUCAGGGACGAGCUGGACUUUGAGAAGGAGGUGAAGAACAGCUUCAUCUCAGCCCUCAUUGACGUACAAAACCGACAGAAGGAGCACCGGGAGCUGCUGAAGAAGAAGAAGAAGCCCAAAGGUGGAGCCGGGACGUCGCAGGCCCACUUGGAGAAGACGCCUGGAUCACGCUUCAGCAUGGAGGGAAUCUCCUCUGUCAUUCAGAACAGCUUCCGGCAAACUUUUGGGAGUGGGUGCAGUGAAAGACAGUAUUUGACCACAGUCAUUCCUUAUGAGAAAAAGGGACACCCUCCGUCGCUUGAGGACCUCCAGAUCUUAACUAAGAUUCUACAAGCGAUGAGAGACGACAGUGACAAGGUGCCCAGUCUCUUAACAGACUAUAUUCUCAAAGUGCUUUGCCCAACGUAGACCAGACGGACGGUGCCCGACGCUCUGCAGAGGCUUCAGAGAGUUUGCCAUGGCAACAAGACAAAGACGACUCAUUGUAUUAUUUGCAGACAUGAAGCACACUUAAUUUAUUCCUGCAUGUUUUUUACCUCAAGAUAUGUCUCUUUGUGUUCUUUUCCUGAUUAAGUUGUAUUUAUUUUGUGUUGAGCAUUGUGAUUUUGCUAACGUUGUGUG